UUUCAGUGAGGGGAGCAACAGGCUGGCUGGUGACAAGGGGCAAAGGCUUUAGAUAGAAAGAGGGGGAAAAGAUAAAAAAAUAGCAAUAACAAUUAGUUAAGGAGAGCAGCUGAGGACAGACAGGAAGUGAACGUUAGAGAGAGGGAGUCAUAGGAACAUAGGAAAAGAGAGAGAAGCUGAGAUUUGAGCUACAGGUGGAGGUCCGUCACCUUUGAACCACUGGAAGAGGCACACUGAGGCUGAUAAUUAAGACUCUGACAGAGACCAAGAGGACAGCCAUGUUUACAGCCAGACCAGAGCUCCGGCCGUAAAAGACAAGAGGCGGUCGCCCCCCUCUAACAGAUCCCCCUCCGCCCCACAACGCAACCCUCACCACAGCGGCUCCACAGACGAACAGGAGAGCCCCGAGAGAGUGGUGCAGAAGGAGAAGCUUCAUGCAGAGCUGAAGCAGGUGUUGAGUCAGAAGAGAAGUCACCUGAGAGAGUCCACCUGCCAGCUCGCCCAACCAGAGAUGGACUCCGAGCCCACAGACAGACAGACAUGUGCAGAGGACACCUCCCAGUCCGUGGAAAUAGUGGUGGAGGCGGAGGCUGGAGCCAGUGGCUACAGCGUGACUGGUGGAGGACAGCGAGGGAUCUUUGUUAAAGACGUCCUCAGAGACUCACCAGCCGCCAAACAUCUCAGUCUACAGGAAGGUGACCAGCUGCUGAGUGCCAAAGUCUAUUUUGACAACGUGAAGUAUGAAGACGCUCUGAAGAUCCUCCAGUGUGCCGAGCCAUACAAGGUCAGCUUCCAGCUGAAGAGGAGCGUCCCCGGAGUCGAGGUCUGCCUGAGGCCUCGGGUUCCCAGUGUGGAGGUCAAAGGUCCCAAAGCCAAGACUGCCAAAAUGAGUGUGAAGGGCAGCAAGGUGUUCAAGGCCAAGAAGAAGAGAGGUGGUCGUUUUGGUCUGAAGAGGCUGAAGGAGAAACGCAGAGAGGAGAUGGUGAUCGAGGGAACGCCGCCCAGGAUGGAGAUGAGUGACGUAGACGUGGAGUUUUCCCUCCCCAAAUUUAAACAGAAGAGGAGCAUGAAGGUGGAAGCAGAAGGAGCCAGAGGAGCAGCAGCCGUGGGGAAGGCAAAGAGGAGGAUCAGGUUUCCCCACCUGAAAACAAAAGGUUACACUGGAGAAGACGCAGGAGGAAAAGUAGAAACAGGACGGCUUGAGGGACAGGUGAAUAUCUCUUCACCUGUGAUACCUGAAGCUAAAGUGAAAACCAAAGGAAAAGGACACAAGUUUGGAAUCACCUUUCCUAGGACCAAACACACAAAGUCAGGCUUAGCGUCGGAAACUGGAUCUGUGGAGCUGAAGCCUCCAAGUGUGACCAUCCAGCAACCAUCGGUGGAGUUCAAUUUGUCUGGUGAUAAAAAAGUAGACGUGGAGAAGGGAGGAGUUAAGCGCAACGCGCCUGAUGUGGAGUUUGCACUCCCUUCAGGAAAAGCUGAGGCAUCUUUGCCCGCUGUGAAGGGAAAAGCAGAAAUCAAAGUUCCUAAAGUCAACAUCAAAGGAGGAGUUGAUGCAGGGGCAGCUGUUGGAAGAGCCGAUGUAGACAUAGGUAAAGGAGAUGCAAAGCUAAGAAUGCCAAAGUUGAAACUGCCCAAAGUUAGACUCUCACGACAUUCGGAUGAGAUAGAUGGGGACAUUAAAGUGAAAGCCAAAGGGAUCAAGGUGCCUCACACUGACAUAAUACCUUCAAAAGUAGAAAUCAAAGGAGGUGGUGAGAUUAAUCUUCCUGAGGCAAAUAUCACCAAACCAAAGAUGGAAGGUGAUCUCUCAGGAAAAGCGGCAUCUAUUCAAAUGCCUUCUGUUGAUAUUUCUUUUCCAAAAGUGAAGGGAAAGUCUGACAUGGACGUCUCAAUCCCAGAGUACGAAGGAGCUGGAAAGACAGCAAUCAAAAUGCCUGGCAUUGACAUCUCUGUGCCUGAUGUUGAUUUUAAAUUGGACACCAAACACAGAAUUCCUGAUGAGGUGGAAGGCACUUUUAAAGGGCCCAAAAUCUCAAUGCCAAAAAUUGAUAUGUCGUUGCCAAAGAUGGGAUCAUCCAAUGUGGAUAUUGAAGGUUUAGAAGGUGGAGGGAAAUUUAGUCUACCUUCUGUUGACAUCUCUCCACCAAAGGUGAAAACAGAGGUUGGAGAUGUGGAUAUGCACUAUUAUGUUGGUGGAGAUGGGAAGUUCAAGAUGCCUGAGUUUGACAUAUCCCUCCCAAAAUGUAUGCCACCAGAAGGAGAAGUAAAUAUCAAAGGCGAAGGCUUCAAGUUACCCAAAGUAGACCUAACACUUCCCAAGGGCAAAGCAGGAACGACUGAUAUUGAAGGAGUAGAAAAAUUUAAGUUACCAUCGUUUGACAUCUCUCUCCCUAAAAUGAAGACAGGUGAGGUGGCGGUUGACAUUGAGGGCCCUGAAGUGAAAGGUGGUAAAUUUGAAAUGCCAACACUUGAUAUUUCUCUGCCCAAAGGCAAAAUGGAAGGAGACAUUGAUGUAGAAGGAUAUACUGGGAAGGGAGGAAAAUUCAAAAUGCCUACCUUUGAUGUGACUCUACCAACGCUCAAACAACCAGAGGGUCACAUGAACAUUGAGACACCCAAACUUGAGGGUGAGGGUAAGAUCAAGAUGCCGUCUCUUGAUUUAUCAAUGCCAAAAGGAAAGUUGGAGGGUGACAUUGAAAUAGAGGGUCCAUCUGCAAAAGGAGGAAAGUUCAAAAUGCCCUCACUUGACGUCAGACUUUCUAAGAUGGGGACAACUGGGGCUAAAGUUGACUUACAAGGACCUGAGAUUAAAGGAGGGAAAACAGAGAUGCCAUCAAUAGAUAUUUCUCUACCAAAAGGUAAAUCCAAGGGUGAGGUAGACAUAGAGGGAAAGGGAGGCAAGUUCAAAAUGCCUUCAUGUAAUAUAAAUCUUCCAAAAAUGAAGUUGUCUGAGGGAGAAGUUGUUUUGGAGGGACCUGAUAUAAAAGGUGGAAAGAUUGAGAUGCCUACUGUUGAUAUCUCUGUUCCCCAAGGAAAAGUAGAGGGAGAUCUGGACAUUGGUUGCAGUAAAGUAAAAGGAGGCAAAUUCAACAUGCCCUCUUUAGACAUUUCUCUCCCAAAAAUAAAGCUACCUGAGGGAGACAUGAAGCUAGAAUGUCCUGAAAUUCCAAAUGUUGACUUUUCCCUCCCCAAGGCAAAUGUGGAGGGCAACAUAGAGCUUGAGGGCAGUGUAAUUAGCGGAGACAGGUUCAAGAUGCCAACUUUUGACAUCUCAUUCCCAAAGAGGAAAACCAAGGAGGGAGAGGUUGAUAUUGAAGGACCUGAAGUCAAAGGAGGGACAAAGUUCAACAUGCCAUCACUCUCUGACAUCUCUCCUCCUGCUAUGCAAUCACCCUCGGUUGAUAUCUCCAUUCCAAAGGGAAAAGUAGAGGGUGACAUAGAAACCAAAGGUAAAAGAGGACAUUUUCAUAUUCCCUCAAUUGAUGUUUCUCUCCCUGAAAUAAAAUCGAAACGAGGUGACAUCAACAUUGAGGGACCAGAAAUUAAAGGUGGUGGAAUUAAAAUGCCAACGAUUGACAUUUCAACCCCUCAAGGAUCAUUAGAAGGUGAUAUCACUGUCGAGGGUGAAGGAAAAGAAGGCAAGUUCAGCCUGCCGUCAGUAGACAUCACCCUCCCAGCAGUAAAAUUCCCUGAAGGAGAUGUGAAUUUUCAAGGGCCGAAAGUUAAGGGUUGGAAAUAUGAAAUGCCAAAAGUCGACCUCUCGCUUCCUAAAGGAAAAGCACAGGGAGACAUUGAUAUUGACAUUCGCUCUGGAAAAGAUGGGAAUAUUGAAAUACCAUCCUAUCAUACUGGACUUCCUAAAGGAAAAUUCAAAGGACCUGAGUUUAAGGGAGGACAAAUCCACAUGCCAGACAUUGACUUGUCACUCCCCAAAGGAAAGGCUGACCUCAGUGUUGAGGGGUCUGAUGAAAAAGGAGGAAAAUUAAAAAAGCCAAAAUUUGACGCUUCACUUCCAAAGAUUAACCUGCCAGAGGGCAAUGUCAAACUGGAAGGACCAGGGAUAAAAGGAAAAAUGGAAAAGCCAACUGUUGAUAUUUCCCUUCCAAAAGGAAAACUAGCAGGAGAUGUUGACAUUGAUGGGCAUGGUGUAAAAGGAGGCAAGUUUCACAUGCCUUCACUUGAUAUCUCUAUUCCUAAAAUCAAAGCAAAGGGAGUUGAAGUCAAAGGUGAUAUGUCACUCCCUAAUAUUAAGUCUCCAGAGGUAGAUUUCAGCCUUGAGGGUCCUGAUGUUAAGGGAGGAACGUUUAACUUGCCAACUGUUGCCAUUUCACUCCCCAAAGGAAAAGCUGAGGGACUUGAUGUUGAGGGUCCUGAGGUGAAGGGGGGUGAAUUUAAAAUCCCAAAAUGUGAAGUUUCUUUACCAAAGGUGAGUCUCGCAGAGGGUGAUGUCAAAAUAAAAAGUCCAGAAAUCAAAGGAGGGAAGAUUGAAAUGCAAGACAUUAAUAUGUCACUCCCCAAAGGACAAGCUGGAGGGGAAAUUGAAAUUGAAGGACAUGCUGGCAAAGGAGGCAAGUUCCAUAUACCCUCUGUUGAUAUCUCUCUUCCUAAAAUGAAAGCUAAGGGACCAGAGAUAAAUAUUGUAGGCCCUAAAGUUAAAGGUGGAAAGCUAAACAUGCCAUCCCUUGAUGUUUCUCUGCCAAAAGUUAAUUCUCCAGAUGUAGAUGCAAGCCUUGAGGGUCCUGAUGUCAAAGGAGGAAAGGUCAACAUACCAACUGUUGACAUUUUACUUCCCAAAGGAAAAGUUGAGGGUGACAUAAAUGUUGAAAGCCUUGAGGUGAAAGGAGGGAAAUUCAAAAUGCCGAAAUUUGAUGUAUCUCUGCCAAAGGUUGAUGCCAAUGUGGAAGGACCCGAUAUGAAAGAGAGAAAUGAAAUGCCAACUCUUAACAUUUCACUUCCAAAAGGAAAAGCAGAUGAGGAUAUUGACAUUGAUGGGUACAAUGUUAAAGGAAGCAAGUAUCACAUGCCCUCACUUGAUUUAUCUCUUGCUAAAAUGAAAGCAAAGGGAGUUGAAGUUGAUAUUGAAGGACCUGAUCUUAAAGGUAACAUUACACUCCCCAAAGGAAAAGUUGAGGGUGACCUUGAGAUUGAAGGUCCUGAAGUGAAGGGGGGUACAUUUAAAAUGCCAACAUUUGAUAUAGCAUUGCCAAAAGGGAAUCUCCCAGAGGGUGAUGUCAAAAUAAAAGGCCCAGGCAUCAAGGGAGGGAAGAUUGAAAUGCCAGACAUUGACCUGUCACUACCCAAAGGAAAAGCAAAAGGAAAAAUAGACAUUGAAGGACAUGCUGGAAAAAGAGGCAAGUUCCAUAUGCCCUCUGUUGAUAUUUCUCUUCCUAAAUUGAAAGCAAAGGGAGUAGAUGUCAAUAUUGAAGGUCCUGAACUGAAGGGAGGAAAGGUCAAUAUGCCGAACAUUGACCUGUCACUUCCCAAAGGAAAUGCUGAUCUCAGUAUUGAGGAUCCUGAGGUAAAAGGAGGCAAAUUCAAAAUGCCCAAAUUUGAUGUUUCACUUCCACAGAUGAAUCUGGUGGAAGGCAAUGUCAAAGUGGAAGGCCCAGAGAUGAAGGGCAGAGAGAUUGCAAUGCCAGCUGUUAACAUUUCAGUUCCAGUGGGAAAAGUGGAGGGAGAUAUCAAUAUUGAAGGACCUUCUGGAAAGGGAAAGAUUGAAGUGGCAAAGGUGGACCUAUCUGGUAAAAAAGGUGGCGGGAUCCACAUGCCAACUCUUGACAUAAAUCUCCCCGAAUUUGAUCUUGACCUUAGCCUUCCCUCUGGUCUGAAAGACCAAAGCCUUAAAGUGGACACCAGUGGCCCUGAAGCAUCGGGAGAUUUGAAGAUGUCUGGUCUCAAACAAGAUAUUAAUCCAGCCAAUUUAAAAGUAAAGGGUGUGGACAUCGAGACAGGUGGUACAGAAGGCCCAGGUGCAUCCCUCAAACUUCCCAAUGUCAAACUACCAACAGUUGACAUCUCAGCUCCAAGGGUGGAUCUAGACUUUGGCCUCACCAAACCUAAAGGUGACGAUGUGGAAGUGGAGCUACUGAAAGCAGAGGGAGGCAGGCCCUCUUCAGGGGGGAGCUUUGAUCUACCUAAUGUCUCCCUUAAAGUCCCCAGUUUUUCUCUUCCCAGGUUUGGUGGAAAGUCCAAAAGUGGUGAUUUUAUGAUAUCUGGCCCCAAGGGGGAAGUUUCUCUUAGUGCACCACAUGUGGAAGGAGAGAUCAGGGCACCAUCAGUGGAGUUUGAUGGGGAUGGAAAGGUCAAAGUAAAAAAACCUAAAAUCAAAAUGCCCUCAUUUGGUAUAUCCAAAAAGCAUGCAGAUGUAUCUGUGUCUUGUCCUGAUGUGGAUGUUAAAGUAAAGAAAGGAGAAAUUGGCAUUUCUAAACCUGAAGUCAAUGUUGGGAGCCCAGAUGAUAAAUUAAAAUACAAAGUGAAAUUUCCCAAGUUUAAAAUGUCAUCACCAAAAGGUCCACUCUCAGAGGGAGAGGUUGAUGCGAAACUAGAGGGAAAUGUGGAAGGAAAAGGUGGCUUCCAUGCACCUGAUGUAACUAUCAAACUACCAAAGUUUUCCAUGGCAGGAUUUGGCUCUAAAGAAAAAGAGUUAGGUAAGCCAAGUGGUUACCUUGAGUCGAAGGCCAAAGUUAAAAUGCCCUCUGUCGAACUGUCACUACCAGCAGCUAAAACACCAGAUAAUGAGGUUCUCCUCCCCAAAGCAGAGGUUGAUGUCUCUGAGGCUGAUAUCAAAGGUUAUGAGGGAAACCUUAAAAUUCCCAAAAUGCCAACGAUUGAUGUUUCCAUUCCAAUAAUAGACUUAGAUGUGUCCCUGCCAAAAGUAAAGCAUGAUGCAAAGGUUGAUGAACAAGGAGGAAAAUUCAAGAUGCCAGACAUCAAGAUGCCUGACAUUGACUUCUCCUUUCCUAAAGGUAAAACAGGUGAAAUUGAAGGAGGUCACAUUGGAGUCGAUGCAGAGGGAGGAAAAUUGAAAAUGCCUCACGUGAAAAUGCCAGAUGUUGACAUUUCCCUACCUAAAGGAAAGAUUAAAGGUCCAGAGAUGGAGAUCAAAGGAGAAGGUGGAAAAUUCAAGAUGCCACAUAUGAAAAUGCCAAACAUUGACAUCUCUCUACCUAAAGGAAAGAUUGAAGGUCCAGAGAUGGAGAUCAAAGGAGAAGGUGGAAAAUUCAAGAUGCCACAUCUCAGCAUGCCCUCUGUUGAUAUUUCUCUGCCAAAAGGAAAGAUUGAGGGUCCAGACAUUGAAAUGGAGGGAGGUACUGGAGGAAAAUUCAAAGUGCCUCAUAUGAAAAUGCCCAACGUCGACAUCUCUCUGCCAAAAGGAAAACUUGAAGGUCCGGAUGUUGAAAUGGAGGGAGGUACAGGAGGAAAGUUGAAAAUGCCUCACUUGAAAAUGCCAGAUGUUGACAUCUCUUUGCCCAAAGGAAAGAUUGAGGGUCCAGAUGUUGAAAUUAAGGGAAGUACUGGAGGAAAGUUCAAAAUGCCUCACAUGAAAAUGCCAGAUGUUGACAUCUCUCUACCUAAAGGACAGAUUGAGGGUCCAGAGAUGGAGAUCAAAGGAGAAGGUGGAAAAUUCAAGAUGCCACAUCUCAGCAUGCCCUCUGUUGAUAUUUCACUGCCAAAAGGAAAGAUUGAGGGUCCAGAUAUUGAAAUGGAGGGAGGUACUGGAGGAAAAUUCAAAGUGCCUCAUAUGAAAAUGCCCAAUGUCGACAUUUCCCUGCCAAAAGGAAAGAUUGAAGGUCCAGAUGUUGAAAUGGAGGGAGGUACUGGAGGAAAAUUCAAAAUGCCUCAUAUGAAAAUGCCCAACAUCGACAUCUCUCUACCUAAAGGAAAAAUUGAAGGUCCAGAUGUUGAAAUGAAGGGAAGUACUGGAGGAAAGUUCAAAAUGCCUCACAUGAAAAUGCCAGAUGUUGACAUCUCUCUACCUAAAGGAAAGAUUGAGGGUCCAGACAUUGAAAUGGAGGGAGGUACUGGAGGAAAAUUCAAAAUGCCUCAUAUGAAAAUGCCCAACAUCGACAUCUCUCUACCUAAAGGAAAAAUUGAAGGUCCAGAUGUUGAAAUGGAGGGAGGUACUGGAGGAAAAUUCAAAAUGCCUCAAAUGAAAAUGCCCAACGUCGACAUCUCUCUGCCAAAGGGAAAGAUUGAGGGUCCGGACAUUGAAAUGGAGGGAGGUACUGGAGGAAAAUUCAAAAUGCCUCAUAUGAAAAUGUCCAACAUCGACAUCUCUCUACCUAAAGGAAAAAUUGAGGGUCCAGAUGUUGAAAUGGAGGGAGGUACAGGAGGAAAGUUCAAAAUGCCUCACAUGAAAAUGCCAGAUGUUGACAUCUCUCUGCCCAAAGGAAAGAUUGAAGGUCCAGAGAUGGAGAUCAAAGGAGAAGGUGGAAAAUUCAAGAUGCCACAUCUCAGCAUGCCCUCUGUUGAUAUUUCACUGCCAAAAGGAAAGAUUGAUGGUCCAGACAUUGAAAUGGAGGGAGGUACUGGAGGAAAAUUCAAAAUGCCUCACUUGAAAAUGCCAGAUGUUGACAUCUCUCUGCCCAAAGGAAAGAUUGAGGGUCCGGACAUUGAAAUUGAGGGAGGUACCGGUGGGAAGUUCAAAAUGCCUCACAUGAAAAUGCCCAACAUUGAUGUCUCUCAUCCCAAAGGAAAGAUUGAAGUUCCACAUGUCGAAAUGGAGGGAGGUGCAGAAGGAAAGUUCAAAUUGCCUCAUUGGAAAAUGCCAGAUUUUGACAUCUCUCUGCCCAAAGGAAAGAUUGAAGGCCCAGACGUUGAAAUAGAGGGAGGCACAAUGCCUACAGUAGACAUUUCACUGCCAAAAGGAAAGACUGGAGGUCCCAAAGUUGAAACUAAGGGUGAGGGAGGAAAGUUCAAGAUGCCAAAAGUGGGCAUAUCUCUUCCAAAAGGAAAACCUUCAAUCGAAGGUCCAGAGAUAGACAUUAAGGGAGAUGGAGGACACUUCAAAACAACUAAUGUGGGCAUAUCUAUCCCUAAAGGAAAAGAAAGUAUUGACAUACCAGAGGAGAAAAUGGCAGCAGAUGGAGGAACCAUCCUACUGCCAGAUGUCAAAAUGCCCAAAGUUGAUAUUUCACUUCCUAAAGGUAAAAGUAAAGAUAUUGAAGCAACUGCUAUAGAGAUGGAAGUCACAGGAGGAAAGUUUGUAGGCCCACAUGUUAAACUUCCAAAGGGGGGUAUAUCAGUGCUGAAGGAUAAAUCAGGUGAAGCGGAGAUCAACUUACCAACAGCUGAGGCAGGAGGAACAGUUAAAGUGCCACAGGUCUCAUCAAUAGAUCUGGACAUGGAUGUGAGACUUGAUAAACCUAAACAAGACACAGAGGCUCAUGGGGAAGCUGAUUUGCAUGUUAAGGGAGAGCACAAAGGUCUGAAACUCAAGAUGCCAACAAUAGAUAUCAAAGGUCCAAAAGGAGACCUGGAACUUGAUAUAGGACUUCAUAGAGGAGAGGACAAUAAGGACAGGAAAAAAAUUGAACUACCUGACUUGGACCUCAACACAACAGGAACCAACAGCAAAGUAAAGGGGCCUAAAGUCAAAGGAACAAAAUUCAAGAUUGGAAUGCCAAAAAAGAAAACUGGCAGAGAUGUAACAGCCGAAGCAAAAAUAUGCAAAAUCUGUGGUGAUGAAGAGAGUGGUGGUAAAGCCAAACACAGAUGCAGGGGUAAAGAAAGAUUUGAAUAUGAUGUUAAAUUUAAAACUCAAAAUGGACAUAAAGAGAACAAAGAUCGUAUUAACAUCCCAGUGCCAGAGGUUACAUUACCAACCAAACAAGGUUCAGCGGAAUUAGAAACAGGGGGGGAGGGUAGCCUCUCGUCAUCCAGAGGAGAUAGUAAAGUCCCCAGGAUUCCAGACAUAGACUUUGAUAUUGCUACAUCACCUGAUGAAGAUGAGGACACAACAGAAAAAGGCAAGAAUAUCAAAAUCCCCAAGUUUGGUGUCGCAUUACCCUCCAUGUCCUCUCCUGAGGGAAAAAUAAAUAUCUUUGGGCCAGAAAUUCAGUAUGAGGGCCCUAAAAUGCCCAAAGUAAAGAAAGCUGUCUUUGUCUUGGUAAAUCCUCCUCAAACAGGUGAGCAUGCUGCAUGCACAGGCCUCCAAGAAAAGGUGACAACACCUGAGGCUAAAAAAGAAGACAUCAAAGUGAAGAUGCCCAAAAUCAAAAUGAAGCCAAGCUUUGGGAAGCCCAAAGACAACGCAGCCGCUUUGUCAUUUUCUCCUGGCAAAACAGGGUCGUUGGAUGUCAAUCUCAGGGGCAAAGGUUCCACUUCAAGUCUAAACGGUGAAAAAGAUGCAUCUCCUCACAAGGCCUCCAAUGACGCAAAAGGGACUUCCAGUGGCAAAAUCAAAUUUCCAAAGGUGGAGUUAACCUCUCCAUAUGGCAAGAUGGCUGCAGAGGGGGAGGACACUGAAAUGAGUUUGAAACUGGGAAAGGAUUCAUCACCAGGAGAAGUGGAGGGAGACACUAAAGGGCUUCAAGUACAAUCAGGCAAAAUGGCCGUCGCUGGUUUUAGUGAGGAGCUCUCGAAGGAUGUGGUGUCAUCUCGUGCCAGAACAGAUAUGCUGGACAGAGACAGCUCAGAGUCCCCUGCUAGUUUUACCAUGGAGUUCAGCUCAGCAAAGGUCCAAUCUUGGAGCAAGGUCGAGAGCCACAGCAGAGAGUCUGAAGAAAGAGAGUCUUCCCCCUGGUUCAAGGUCCCAAAGUUCACCCUGAAGCCACACUCCACAGGCUUCCUUCAGAUAACCCCGGAGGGUUCUCCUCAGGCCCAGCGGAAGGGGGAGGUGGGAGGUGAGGCCGACGUGUUGGGGUCUUUCUGCCUCCACACCUCAGGGCUUGACUUCACCACCCAGGACGUAUCUGAGGAGAACCAAGUCUGCUCCACCGAGGACGGAACUGUCACUAUGGUGACCAAGACCACCAGGAUCACCCGGCACAUGGUUACCAGUGAAGCGCGAACAGGUGAAUCUUCAGCAACCACGACGACAACUCACCAGGUGUCGGACUUCAAGCACUGAGGAUGCUGUGAUAAUAUCUUAAAUGUCUUUACAUUUUCUUGUUUUUCUUUGGUGAGGUUGCAGUGUUCUUGUAUGCUAAGCCUGCAACGUGGCAAACUACAAUUAAGUAAAAGUCUUUGUUUUAUAUUUUAAUAGGUGAGGUUAAAGCAACAGAGUAAUAUAUAUAUGCUUCCUUUUUUCAUUUUAAAUGUGACUAUUUUUUGUUACUGUUCUCCGACUUUUGUUAGUUUAGUUCUAAUUAUUUAUCGGAUUUUGUUUGGUUUUAAAGUUUUCACUCUGAAUGUAAACAUGUCGCAUUGCUUUAUUAUUUAUUGUUGUUUGUUUGUUCAAAAUGUGCUGGCAUGAGUCAUUUAUCCACAUCAGCAUCAUGGAUUUGACGAUAAUAACUUCAUUUUGGACCAGUGCAGGCCAGAGUAAUAUUCAUGUAAAUACAACUAUAUAUCAGUCUUUUUUUUUUUUUCUUCAGUUUUUUUGAAGCAGUAUCCCUUCAAUCCGAAAUGUAAUUAUUUUCAUAUUCACCAGAGUCAGGAGAGGGAAUUAUAUUUUUUGACCUGACAAUCUAUUUUGUUUGUCUUGAAGGAAAAGUGUGAGCUUUUUGAGAUUUAGGCUAUUCUCAUUUUUCUGCCAUAGUUUUAUAUUUUAAGCAUUUAGCUGGUGCUGUUAACUAGAAAUAGUCAUAGUGUGUAAGCAGUACACUCCGGACUCUUUUUUUUCUGCUGUGGGGAUCAAACCUGUGACCUUUUGGUUACAGGUUGCUCUCGAACAUUUACUGUAGGCCACCCUGCUGCUAAUCUAUUUAUAUUAAUGUUUUACACUGUACACUGCCAGAAAAAGACGCCGCUGUAUAUUUUGUGAUUGAGACUUUAGCUUCAAGAUAGACCUUCUGGCUGAUGCUGAUUUCUCGAAACUCAGCUGUGAUCUAAGUUGAGUAUCAAAACAAAUCGCCAGCAAACUAGGAAGAAAAUGUGGGGUUUUAGAGAUGCUGUUGGGCGCUUAAACAAAAUCAGUGAGAGAAGUUUUAAAGGGUAAAACUGUAAACCUUUUUUCUCUUGACACUUAAAAAGUAGCUCUCUAAAAAUGAUGUUACUAUGAGGCUGCUACAAUGACAGACUGGCUAAUGAGUGGCGAGCCUUGAUGUACAAACGCCACCGAAGAGAGGGGAUCCAAGACAAGAGGACCAAGGCAUGUUUUCCUUUGGCUGAAAACGUCUUUAAUAAUCUGGCAUUUUUCUGUUUAUUGACUAUAAUUGACGAUAUUACAGAAUAACAUCGGAUGUUAAAAUCUCAGAUUAAUUAAAAGCAUUUUCAUUAUCCCUUAUUUUUCAAAAAGAGUGUCCUCAAUUUUAAAGUAUAAAUUUGCUUUAUUGUUAAAUGGAGGGGGAGGGGGGGGCUUUGUGCUGUCUUUAUGCUUUAGAUAUUGACUUUAUUGUCUCUACAUUGAGACAUUUAAGUUUCAUUCUCAAAUGCGGUACCCACCAUUUGAGAGACAUGGCCACUGUUUCUGGAAUGAAAUGAAAACUACUGAUUGUAUCCACCACUCAGAGCCAUUUCCUUACAAGAGAACAGUUUUACAGGAUGCAACCAUCUGAUUUUUUCAAAAUAAUGAGCUACUUUUCAAGUGGAUGGAAAGCAUUUAAGAAUGGAAACUUGUACUUUACUUGGUUGGUAGAUGGUAGAAGAAAUCCUCACAAAUCUACUCCCACACUUUUUUCAUUAACAUUUAACACUAUGCCUGAAUUUCAGGAGAGAAAUAGUUUAUAGAUUU
Etheostoma spectabile (orangethroat darter) is the source of this 12838-nucleotide messenger RNA. RefSeq names its product periaxin (gene prx). Gene Ontology annotation, cellular component: cytoplasm; nucleus. The transcript is spliced from 19 exons. Bases 512 to 11074 code for a protein of 3520 amino acids. The record is from RefSeq and is a predicted model, not a curated record. Gene Ontology annotation, biological process: regulation of RNA splicing; peripheral nervous system myelin maintenance. NCBI's taxonomy places the organism in Eukaryota, Metazoa, Chordata, Actinopteri, Perciformes, Percidae. Gene Ontology annotation, molecular function: protein binding.